AUCAUGGCCGAGUGGCAACCAGAAUUCAGGUCUCCCAAGACCCCAUCCUUCACCCAGUCCACUACAUCACACUGGUUUGGCCACAUUUUAUCUGCAUGCUACUCUGUACCAGCUGCCACACCAUUUCCUGGCUGAGCUUAAGAAGCUCGUUUUAUCCUUUUGAGCAGAGGUGUACAACUUGUAGCUUUCCAGAUGUUGUUGGAGUCCAGCUUCCCUCAGUCAUGACCAUCCUGGCAUUGCAGCCAAAUGAUAUCUGGCAGGCAACAUAUUCCCCAUUUAGCUAUAAAAAGGGAGGCAGUUGUGGUGCAGUGGUUGACUGGGGACCUACAAGUUUCAGGUUGCAGUCCACCCUUGGCCUUGAAGCUUACUGGUUGAAGCGGGGCAGUGACUGCCUCUCAGCCUGAUUUAUUUCACAGAGUUGCUGUGAGAGUGGAGAGGGGGGUAACCCAGGGCCCUCAAGUGCACGCCGUCCAAUGAUCUGCUCUGCCUUCUGUUCACCUGCUUCUCCCUGAGUGGUGCUUCGCCGUGCUGGUCACACAGGACACUCGCCUGCUCCUGAAGCUCCAAAGUGCUUCUGGCCACAGUGUGCCGCAUUGGAUUUAUCUUGGUCUUAUCUCAGAAAGAGGAUCCAUGUACACCCCGGGCGGCUCCGCGUUGCCCAGUGGGCGAAGGAGGAGAGGCCAAGAUGGGAGUGCCUUGCCCAAGCAGCCUGAGAGGAGCUUGGCGUCCGCAUUGCCUGGGGCCCUCUCCAUCACAGCUCUGUGCACUGCCUUGGCAGAACCCGCUUGGCUACGGAUUCAUGGGGGCACUUGUUCUCGCCAGGAGCUGGGAGUGGCUGACGUGCUUGGAUAUGUUGACCCCGAAUUACUGAAAGACUACUGCAUGAACCCCCAGACAGUGCUAUUGCUUCGAGUGAUUGCUGCUUUCUGCUUCCUGGGAAUCAUCUGCAGCCUCUCAGCCUUCCUCUUGGAUGUGUUUGGGCCCAAGCAUCCUGCACUGAAGAUCACGCGGCGUUACGCAUUUGCGCACAUCCUCACAGUGCUGCAGUGUGCCACUGUUAUCGGGUUCUGUUACUGGGCCUCGGAGCUGAUUCUGGCGCAGCAGCAGCAGCACAAAAAGUACCACGGCUCGCAAGUGUACGUCACGUUUGCUGUCAGUUUCUACUUGGUGGCUGGAGCUGGCGGGGCCUCCAUCCUUGCCACGGCUGCCAACCUGCUGCGCCACUACCCCACUGAAGAGGAGGAGCAGGCCUUGGAGCUCCUCUCUGAGAUGGAGGAAAACGAACCUUACCCGGCCGAGUACGAAGUGAUCAACCAGUUUCAGCCACCUCCUGCGUACACUCCAUAAUGCUGCCCCAGAGGAUGCGGCUGGGGGGAAGGAAAGGCUUUGUUUUGGCCUGACUGCACAGGAUGGUCUUUGGGCACGCACUCCUGAGUCCCGGAACCACGCGCUGGUGCUGCUUCUCCCAAGAAGGUUCGCUCAUUUCUGCAACGUCACGCUAGAUGGAGAACUCGGCUUGGAGAGUUGACGAAGCAGGACCCAUCCCUGCGCAGCGCCCUCCAAAGCCGUCCUGUGUUCUAGGGCAAUUUCCUGGGCGCUCUUCUUUCCCAGGGUCCUUUUCAAUAGUACACAGAACGGUCAGAAUAACUGACUGGCCUGACCCAGCUGCAGUCUUGUGCUUUCUCUGACUCCAAGACUUGUCCUGGACUGCCCAGAUAUUUGCGUUCACGUGGAUAUUCCCUGGGAAGAGAAGAAAGCGCAGCUACUUCAGGAGGAGGUCUCGCCUUGUCUGUCACCAAGAUGGAAUGUGCACAGCUUGACUCAGUGGGGAGGGGGUGGGGAGGGUGGGGGCCACUAUUUUUUUCCAUUAUGAUAAGAUCUUUCGCACUGGUUAUGCACACUCGCAGUAGUGAGUUCAACAGUCCUGCACUGUUCAUCCACCACCCCAGCUCAGAGGCACUGCCUCUUCUGGGGGAAGGUGACUCUCACGGAUAUUCAUGCCUGGGGCAAACACGUUCUGCAUUUAGCACAUCUGAGGUGGAGGCCCUUCUCUAUGCACUGGCUUGUAGGGGUGGGGGUGGGUGACAUACCUUAGUUGAUUCAUGUCCUUGCCUAAAAGAUGUGGCAAGUUUGCCGCUGCCCUGGCUUUGCCUGCUCCCCCAUUCUGCCUCAUGCUACGUAACAGAAGCAUUUUGCACUUUAUUUGCUGUUCUCACAGCCCCCUUCCCUCCCUGCAUGGGGGGGGGUGGGGGGAGAGACUAAUGAACUUGGCAGAACCAGCUCCAGGGUAUUGCCACUACUGAAUUCCUCUUGGAUGGAUCGAACUACUUUUGUUAAAGCAACAGGGCCUCAGCAGGGCCAUCAUUCCAGUUGGCAGCGUCGCGUGCAUGGAAGCACACGCGUGUUACACAGCCCACUUUCACUGAUCACCAAAUAACAAGACUGUAUGCAAAUACUUGGUUCCAGGCUUGAUUUCAAGUAUUUUAAUUAUUUUAAUUUUUUUUACCUGCCUUUGAUUCUAUUCUCUAUCCCCAAAGUAUUUUUAAAAGCAAAAUUAAUCCAGUCCCUCAGCAAGAGGCAGGGCUCCUCCUGAUAGUCACAGGCAGUAAAAAAAAUGGCACCUCAAGCCACUCUAUACAAGGAAAAUAGGACUGGCUUCUGUUUUCUCUUUGAUAAUUGUAACCUCUUGCGCUAAAACGGCUUUGAAUAUGCCAGCAGUUUUACCCACGCGUGGCAGCUGGUUUUGCUGACUGUAGGGGGCAGCUUAUGUGGAAUGGAAAAGUAUGAGAGGGUGAUGGUGGUGGGAACGUAUCAAGUUUUUUUUUUUAAAUAAAGCAGUGACAGUUUGGGGAGCUAAAAAAUAACCUUUGUUGGAAUGUUAUCAGGAGGGAAAUUCGUUCCUAUCGAAGCAGAGUUAAAAGAUCCAGCAACGAAAUCUUACACACGUACUGUGAAGGGCGUGUGUCAUAGUGUGAAUGCUGAAGUUAAAUCCUGAGGGCACUCCUGUCUUUUGAAUUUAUAUCUUGUAUUGAUCUAUUAACUUCUCUGUCAUUCUGAUGCUUGCAUGGGUUCAUGCAGAGGAUACCAUGUGCAAUGCUUGAGAUUCCAGAUAUGAAAUGUUAAAUCUCAGCAAAUGGGAGGGGGAAGACUCAUUUAUAUUUUCCUAAUUGCUUGUAAGAAAGCUGGAGAGCUAUUUAAGGCAUGUCCUCUGAAAAAAUAUAGUGGGAAAGGUCAAAACUAGAAUUUUGGAAUAAUCUGAGUGUAGAAAGAACAGUUACGCUGUUUGCAAGAGAUCAGACGAGGGUUUCAUUCAGCUCUGUUCUGGUGGGUGAUGCACUCAUUGCUUCAUUUUGUUUGCAGCUAUUGCUCAUCUUUUCCAGAGGAAGGUUUUCCAUAUCUUCACAAGGCAGACUCCACCAGAGUCCCUCCAGAUUGCUGCAUAUGAAGAAAAGAGUUUGGCUGUAAAUAGUGUGCAUAAGUUUAGUAUUGCCACCUAAUCUCUAACUUUUGGAUCUUGAUGGGAUUGAUGUAAAGUCUGGGGAAUGUUUUGCUGGUCACUCUCUUUCGGUCUUUUCUUUUUCUGGCCCCAGAGGGAAAAUUAUGCUGGCAGGACUGCCACUUGGUGAAGGGAGCAUGACCCAUCUCCAGAACUGAGAUGGUUUUUACUCAGUGUGUUUCCACAGAGGGUACUUGACCAAAACGGCUUUCAUUUAAUCAGUGUACUUUAUUGCUGUGGUUAUUUUAAGAUCUUGAACAUCUUUCAUGGAGCCCUGUUGACUAAUUUCAUCUGUAAAGUCCUGAAUUCCUUUUUCUACCAAAAAUAAAACAAGGAUGUAAAUAGUCUCUCACUGGAUGUUUAGACUGUGGCUCACAAAAGAAAUUAUCACAGACUCGGGCAAUCCUGUGUCCCCCUCGUCCACUGGAAAGCAUUAACCAAAUCAGCUAAUGCUUGCUUCUCUGUAGAUUCAAUAACCAAAGGCUGCUAUGUUGCGUGUACAUAAUAAAACACUUUUCUAAUUUUC
Varanus komodoensis (Komodo dragon) is the source of this 4022-nucleotide messenger RNA. It is a transcript of the gene TMEM127, whose product is annotated as transmembrane protein 127. The record is from RefSeq and is a predicted model, not a curated record. The coding region runs from base 631 to 1347 and encodes 238 amino acids. NCBI's taxonomy places the organism in Eukaryota, Metazoa, Chordata, Lepidosauria, Squamata, Varanidae. Gene Ontology annotation, cellular component: membrane. The transcript has 4 exons. Gene Ontology annotation, biological process: negative regulation of TOR signaling; negative regulation of cell population proliferation.